Talpa occidentalis (Iberian mole) is the source of this 1960-nucleotide messenger RNA. RefSeq names its product amine sulfotransferase-like. The transcript has 7 exons. The record is from RefSeq and is a predicted model, not a curated record. Gene Ontology annotation, molecular function: sulfotransferase activity. Bases 356 to 1237 code for a protein of 293 amino acids. Gene Ontology annotation, cellular component: cytoplasm. Lineage: Eukaryota; Metazoa; Chordata; Mammalia; Eulipotyphla; Talpidae. Gene Ontology annotation, biological process: sulfation.
UUUGUGAUCUAUGGCAUACAUAGGUCAUAAAGACAGCAUCCUUAUUUUUGGAAGUUAUUCCAAAGCAGAGAUUUUGAAACUUACCCUCAGUUCUUUGUAGCUUUGAGCUGGUCUGGUAUUUAUGGUAAAUGGAUCAGGCUUUUUCACUGGUUCCUUGUGAGAUCUCCAUAUCAUUCUAAUCCUUUUGAAUAAUCACUGAUUCUGGGAGCACUGCUAAUUGGUCAAUCUGAAAAUUUCUUUGUGGAAUAUUCAGUCUCUAUCUGUAUCUUCCCCUGUCAGUAGCAAAAUAAUUAUUCACUCGUAUUUGUAUGAGAAGCUAAUUCUUCAUUUCAGCUAACUUCCACGCAACAGAAUUAUGGAUGACAUGGACACAUUUCUGUUAAAAUUUAAAGGAUUUUAUUUUGGACGUGAGACACUUGAUGUCGACUUUUUAGAAAAUUUGGAUGAUUUUGAAGUCAGAGAUGAUGAUGUCUUCAUAAUUACAUACCCCAAAUCUGGAACCAUCUGGUCUCAACAGUUAUUAAGCUUGAUUUAUUUUGAGGAACACUGCAAAGGAACAGAUAAUGUGGAAACAAUUGAUCGAGCUCCUUUUCUUGAGUACAAUUUUCGAAAAAUGAAUUUUGAUGAAAGACCAUCACCUCGUUUAUUCUCUUCCCACCUCCCCUACUAUUUGGUUCCCAGAGGACUGAAGAACAAAAAAGCCAAAAUUAUUUAUGUAUACAGAAACCCCAAGGAUGUUAUGUGCUCCUAUUUUCAUUUUUCAAACAUGUUGUCAACUUUUAAAUCUACAGCCACAUUUGAGGAAUUCAUGAAACUAUUUCUAGAGGGAAAAGUGUUAGGAAGUCUUUGGUUUGAUCAUAUCAAAGGUUGGUAUGAGCACAAGAAUUAUUUUAAUAUUCAUUUCAUGAUGUAUGAGGAGAUGAAGAAGGAUCUCAAAAGUUCUGUGAAAAAAAUCUGCAAAUUUCUGGGGAAAGAACUGAGUGAGGAAGCUGUGGACACUGUUGUGAGACAGGCCACAUUUCAGAACAUGAAGAAUGACCCACUAGCAAAUUAUGAAAAUGUAUUGAAUGAAAAUCCUGACUUUAAAAGAACUGCAGGCCGCUUCCUCCGCAAAGGCACUGUUGGAGACUGGAAAACCCACAUGACUGUGGAACAGAAUGAAAGGUUUGACAAGAUUUUCCAAAAGAAAAUGAAAGAUUUUCCCUUGGAGUUCGUCUGGGAGACAAAUGAAGAAUAGAAUUCUAAACUUAGCACACACAAAAAAAAUACUAUGAAAGCACUUUCAGAAGCAUAUACUUUUCUUAUACACUUUCAUCCUUGAUUAUCAUUGCAUCAUUAUUAGAAAACAUCAGUUAUUAAUAAAUAUUAAUGUAGCAGUCCUUAACAUCAUUUGCUAUCUGUGAUUUCUGAUUAAAUAGGAUUUUACUUAUUAUUCUGAGUCUUGAGCAAAAUGGGAGAUCAUCACAUGUGCAAUUUGCUAUGUUGAAAUGGAAGCCUUUUCAAUUUUUAAAAACUGCCCUUGUUUUUUGUUCAUGUAUAAUAUUUUAAUUUUUUUGCACAAUGAAAUAAUCAACUUUUCUUUUAAAGUUUUUAGAUUUUAUGUUUUACAUUGGUAUAUCAUUAACCCAAACAUUUUCAUAUUUCAUUUUUUUAAUCAGGAUAUUAUACUUCUGUUGUGAAAAUAUAGUGCUUUUCCAAAAAUAACAAAUCGAGGCAACAUCAUGUGUUGAAUAAUCUAUCACUUUAUUUCUGAUUAAAAUAGAUAUUAUCAUGUUCUAAGUAAUUGUAUUUAGAGUUGACUCAUGUAUAAUGAGAUAUUAUUCUACUGACUACUUUUCUUUAGUCAAGGGCAUGACAAUUUCUAAAAUAAAUUUAUAAAUGGCCGGAAUGAAUUUUGUUGGAAUUACAUUAAAUAUUCUUCAUACUUGAAAAGCAAUUAAAAAACCAAUAGUAUUACUAU